AUGCACAUUCACACUGGAGAGAAGCCGUUUGGCUGUAAAAUAUGUGGCGCCAAGUUUUCUGACAGGUCGUCUGCUCUGAAACACGAGAAAAAGCAUGACCACAGAGAACGUCAACCGAGUCUCCGCUGCCUUUUGCUGUCUCAGUUCCCAACAGGGGGCACUUUAGGUCAGGCCCAAGACAGUCCACAUCCAUCCGUGACUUUUGUUAUAAAGGAUGAAAUGGCAUCCUCGACCAAUCAGCAACAGUUCAUCUCCAUGCUUCAAAGACAGAAUCCAGUUGAUGUUAUACAAACAGUGACUACAUCUGCCACACCACACACAGAGGAAUAUGUGCACAACAUGGCACAGUCUGUUGAUACCAUUGGCCACACAGGGGCGCUGAUGUCUGCCAUGACAGGACCAGACCCAGGUCACGAGAUUCCUGAACCGGCCACCAUGGUGACAUUGUCCUCUGAGGAUUUGUACACUAACUGAACUAUGGA
Molecule: messenger RNA, 482 nt
Organism: Lingula anatina
Lineage: Eukaryota; Metazoa; Brachiopoda; Lingulata; Lingulida; Lingulidae
Biological process (GO): regulation of transcription by RNA polymerase II
Molecular function (GO): RNA polymerase II cis-regulatory region sequence-specific DNA binding; DNA-binding transcription factor activity, RNA polymerase II-specific
Source: RefSeq, a predicted model, not a curated record